CGGAGCGUUUAGUGUCCCCAAGACUGGCUGUGGAUGGGUCGCGAAGUCCAAUGAAGCCCACGUUGCUAACGAGCCUGGGCUGUGCCGCUCCAGCUGGCCCCGCAGUAGCCCCAGCACGGGGGCGGCCCCGCGCCGCCCCCAGAGUCGACAUGCAAAUAGUUACGUCAGAUGGCGGGGGCGGGGCGCGCCCGGGCUGAGUGGCAGCAGCUCCGGUCUGGGGAGGAGGCGCGGGAAUCAGCCCGGUUCAGCGGCUGAGCCUAACUGGAGGCGAGCGAGCUGGUGCUGUCCGCGGUGCUGUCGUGAGGAGCCCGGGACCCGACGGACGGGCGGCCCCAGCGCCUCGAGGCAACGCCCUCCUGCACCCUCUGUGCCCUGCGGGACCCGCUUGCCCGGCAGGACCGAGUCUACUCGACAAAGGAGUGUGGUGCCGGACGUGGGAGAGAGUCCUCCGCUUGCCACCUGGGCGCCCAUUCAGGCGUGACUUUGGAGAUUUCUGUAGUUCUACACCAAACUAUUUUCAUCUUUUCACAGCUAAGACGAUCUUUUAGUUUUUUUUUUUUAAUUAUUAUUAUUACUGCAAUUUAUAUACCCACACCGUUUUAGGAAUCUUUCUGGGAGACUUUUGACUACUAAAAUAAGGUGAAAAGCAGUAAGGAUGUUUAAGUGCUGGUCAACUGUUUUAGUUCUUGGAUUCGUUUUUCUGGAGUCUGAAGGAAGGCCACCCCUAGAAGCAGGAUAUGGCCUUAAAUCCCAUCAACCUCCAAUAAGAUUGAGACACAAGCAGGAAAAAAGUCAAGAAAGUUCAAGAAUCAAAGGAUUCUUGAUUCAGGAUGGCUCGCUGGGAUCUUGUGAAAAUAAAUACUGUGGUUUGGGAAGGCACUGUGUUAUCAGCAGAGAGACAGGGCAAGCAGAAUGCACUUGCAUGGAUCUUUGCAAACGGCACUACAAACCUGUGUGUGGAUCUGACGGAGAAUUCUAUGAAAACCACUGUGAAGUGCAUAGAGCCGCUUGCCUGAAGAAGCAGAAGAUCGCCAUUGUUCACAGUGAAGACUGCUUCUUCAAAGGAAAUAACUGCAAGGCCCCAGAAUACAGCAAGAUGAAAAGCAUGCUCUUAGACUUACAAAAUCAAAAAUAUAUUAUACAAGAAAACGAAAGCCCUAACGGAGAUGACGUAUCUUGGAAGAAGUUGUUGGUGGAUCAAAUGUUUAAAUAUUUUGAUGCUGACAGUAAUGGACUUGUAGAUAUUAAUGAACUAACUCAGGUGAUAAAACAGGAAGAGCUUGGCAAGGAUCUUUCUGAUUGUACUUUGUAUGAUCUGCUGAAAUACGAUGAUUUUAACUCUGACAAGCACCUGGAUCUUGAAGAAUUGUAUAGAACGUUCCAGGUUAUCCAGUUGAGUCUGCCUGAAGAUCAGAAACUAAGCAUCACAGCAGUGACGGUGGGACAAAGUGCUGUUCUGAGCUGUGCCAUUCAAGGAGCGCUGAGACCCCCCAUCAUCUGGAAAAGGAAUAAUAUUAUUCUGAAUAAUUUAGAUUUGGAAGACAUCAAUGACUUUGGAGAUGAUGGGUCCUUGUAUAUUACAAAGGUCACCACAACACACAUGGGCAAUUAUACCUGCUAUGCAGAUGGCUAUGAACAAGUCUACCAGACUCACAUCUUCCAAGUGAAUGUUCCUCCAGUCAUCCGGGUGUACCCAGAGAGUCAGGCCAGGGAACCUGGGGUAACUGCAAGCCUGAGGUGCCACGCAGAGGGCAUACCAAACCCUCAGCUUGGCUGGCUGAAGAAUGGAAUUGAUAUUACGCCAAAGCUAUCUAAACAACUCACGCUUCAAGCAAAUGGCAGUGAAGUUCAUAUAAGCAACGUGCGCUAUGAAGAUACAGGAGCAUACACUUGUAUCGCAAAGAAUGAAGCAGGAGUGGAUGAAGACAUCUCUUCUCUUUUUGUGGAAGAUUCUGCUAGAAAGACCUUAGCUAACAUAUUAUGGAGAGAAGAAGGUCUGGGAAUUGGGAACAUGUUCUACGUUUUUUAUGAAGAUGGAAUCAAAGUGAUACAACCCAUAGAAUGUGAAUUCCAGCGGCACAUUAAGCCCAGUGAAAAGCUCCUUGGAUUUCAGGAUGAAGUCUGCCCCAAAGCUGAAGGAGAUGAAAUUCAGAAGUGUGUGUGGGCCUCAGCUGUUAAUGUCAAAGACAAGUUCAUUUAUGUUGCACAACCAACAUUGGACAGAGUCCUUAUUGUUGAUGUGCAAUCCCAAAAAGUUUUUCAGGCAGUAAGCACAGACCCUGUCCCAGUUAAAUUACACUACGAUAAAUCCCAUGAUCAGGUCUGGGUGCUAAGCUGGGGUACCAUGGAGAAGACUUCUCCGACACUACAGGUAAUAACCCUGGCCAGCGGGAAUGUGCCGCACCACACGAUCCACACCCAGCCAGUGGGAAAGCAAUUUGACCGAGUGGACGAUUUCUUCAUUCCCACAACAACACUGAUCAUCACUCACAUCAGGUUUGGAUUUAUUCUUCAUAAAGAUGAAGCUGCACUACAAAAAAUCGAUCUUGAAACCAUGUCGUACAUCAAGACAAUUAAUUUGAAGGACUCUAAGUGCGUUCCUCAAUCGUUGGCGUAUACACACUUGGGAGGGUACUAUUUUAUUGGCUGCAAACCUGACAGCACUGGGGCUGUUCCACCACAGCUCAUGGUGGACAGUGUGACUGACUCAGUCAUUGGAUUCAAUGGUGAUGUGACAGGGACUCCAUAUGUCUCUCCAGAUGGGCACUAUCUUGUCAGCAUUAAUGAUGUGAAAGGUCUCGUAAGGGUCCAGUACAUUACCAUCCGAGGAGAAGUACAGGAGGCUUUUGAUAUUCACACAAACCUGCACAUUUCUGAUCUGGCAUUUCAGCCAUCCUUUACUGAAGCUCACCAGUACAACAUCUAUGGCAGCUCAAGCACACAGACAGAUGUGCUCUUUGUGGAACUCUCCUCCGGGAAGGUUAAAAUGAUAAAGAGCCUCAAGGAACCACUGAAGGCAGAAGAAUGGCCUUGGAACCAGAAGAACAGGCAGAUCCAGAACAGUGGCCUGUUUGGUCAGUACCUGAUGACCCCUUCCAAGGACUCUCUCUUUAUACUAGACGGACGACUCAAUAAGUUAAACUGUGAGAUCACUGAAGUUGAGAAAGGAAAUACAGUCAUUUGGGUUGGAGAUGCCUAGGGGACCUAUUAGAUAAUUAUCGAAGAGUUUUUCACUACAUUGCACUGAAUCCAUUGUUUAAAUUUACAGCUUAACUUUUCAAUUUAUAUCCUAGUCAAGCAUAAGUUAUUGGUUGGCCCAAUUAAAACAGUUUUUUUGGCAGAGAAAUACACAAUUAGUAAUACCAGUUGAUUAGAAGUAUUUAACACAAUAUUUGUUGAGAAGCUACAUUAAUCACAAGAAUCAAAUCUACAAUUAUGGUUUAAGCCAAUAAAAGAGGAACUUAAAAACUUAAAAAAUACCUGCAGGGAGUUUCAGAUGAUUUUAAGCACCAUUUCAUUUUAGGGGUAGUUUAUUCUGUCCUCUGUCCUCUGGUAUGUUUAAGCCAGAAAUAAUAGGUGUUGUGGGACCUUAAAAUUCUUAUUUAAAAUAUUCUGUCCCAUCCACUGUUUGUAAUCUUUUGUGCCUUUAAGGGAAUGUCACAAGAGGAGAAGGAAUGCUAACUGCUGCAUACAGAACACCUUCAUGACUAUAAAUCUCUUGCCAUUAAAAGAGAAAAGUUAAACAUCUUAUACACCAAAUCCUGCCUUCAGUUAUUUGUUUAACAGUCAGUGAAAUAUCAUUUGAAGGCAUAAAUUGGCCUUAGGUUGUAGACAGGUGGCAUACUCUAUGUGACACUGACUGUAUAAUCUGCAGCAUGCGACGGAAAAUGGGGAGGAAGGGAGGAAACAAUGAUGGUGAAAAAUUUUGCAAAAUGUUCUCUUCUCAUUCUGUUUUCAGUCACUAGAACACAUUGUAUUUUUAAAGAAAGUUUGUCUGAGAUGUCAAUUGCUUACAAAUGUUUAUUAUUUGCAGAAUAGAUUUUUUUCUUUUCAUGUAGCCCAGUGUUGCACCAGAGGGAAAUUUCUGUUCUAAAAAGGAAGCAUCAUUUGUGUCUGCCUAGAGUAAACUACAUAUAGGUUUAACACCAAAGAGAAAAUACUGGCUAGAAUAUUGAGUACUAGUGGUUUAGGAUAAUUAGUAAUAGAAAUUGGGAAUCAGGUGAUAGCUUCAUGAUGGUGAGCAAAGACUUCUCUAUUGCUUACCCAUCAAAUAACUUCAUUCCUUACUAACUUUCCUAAAUGACUUCUGUUCAACUCCUAUAUAAUCUUUAAAUGACCCUCUUACUAAUUGUCUGGUAUAAUUGGAGACCUAACUAAUCAUCUUAUUUGAGACAGUGCAUAGAAAUAAGAAUUACUGAUUUUUUUUUUUUAGGGCAAAGAAAAGGCCAGUAGAUGUGGAUUAAAACUAGAAAGUUGGUUUACUGAAAUAAGCAGAUAAUUAUCCAGUUUUAAGUAAUAGUUUACAUGUUUUGGGAAUCCUUUUACUUAUUUUUAUUUUAUUGCUAUUAAAAAUGCUGAUGGGCUGUUGAAAUGAUCUCCAUUUACUGAAGGUAAUCCAAUAAGGUCUUUUUUAACACAAAUUUUACUCAAGUUUAAAUUGUAUAAAACUGCUUAGAAACAAAUUUUAUAGUGUGGAAUAUCUUAAGUGUAUAUAGCCUCCUGAGCUGUGUGAUACAGUAGCUUAAGGAAACAUUAUGGAAAGUAGUUCAAUAAACAACAAAAAAAUCAGCUUAUGUUUCUACUUAUCUGCUUUCCUUUUUAGCACUUUUCUUCCUUGUGAACAUGAACCAUAUAGAGUGUCUGUGACCUAAUAAUUUAAUGUGAGUCUGUCUCAUAUCUCCUUCUUUGGUAGCUUAUACCAUGUGGAUGCUUUGUCUGUAGACUUUGCUUGAUUAAAGGAGAAUAAACCUCUUACAUUUUAA
Manis pentadactyla (Chinese pangolin) is the source of this 4982-nucleotide messenger RNA. It is a transcript of the gene FSTL5, whose product is annotated as follistatin like 5. Gene Ontology annotation, biological process: cell differentiation; multicellular organism development; regulation of BMP signaling pathway. The record is from RefSeq and is a predicted model, not a curated record. Bases 656 to 3199 code for a protein of 847 amino acids. The transcript is spliced from 16 exons. NCBI's taxonomy places the organism in Eukaryota, Metazoa, Chordata, Mammalia, Pholidota, Manidae. Gene Ontology annotation, molecular function: protein binding; calcium ion binding.